AUGAUAAAGGAAUGGAUAAUUUUCUGGAUCGGGUACAUAAAGAAAAUGUUAGUAACGAAAUAAGAGAGAAAAAAAAGCUUCAAGAUCAAGAGAUACUUCCAGAUGUGAAAGCAUCCUCAUAUCAUGAAGCUUCUCAGGAAGAAAAGCAAUUACCUCUUAACCAUAAUGAAAAAAUCAGUCAGAGUAUCGAAACUUCACCUCUUCCAGAGAAAUCAAAUCUGAAAAUUCCUUAUAAUCAAAAAGUAGAACGAGGUUUAAGACAUGAGCUAUUUAUUUGCACUAAAGAUAACAACAAUAAGAUUAAAAAAGUAUUUGAUAUUCAAAUUUCUGAGAAGUGA
This is a messenger RNA of Diversispora eburnea, 338 nucleotides long. The record is from the annotation of a GenBank genome assembly. Lineage: Eukaryota; Fungi; Glomeromycota; Glomeromycetes; Diversisporales; Diversisporaceae.